Hevea brasiliensis (rubber tree) is the source of this 849-nucleotide messenger RNA. RefSeq lists its product as uncharacterized. NCBI's taxonomy places the organism in Eukaryota, Viridiplantae, Streptophyta, Magnoliopsida, Malpighiales, Euphorbiaceae. The transcript has a single exon. Bases 166 to 579 code for a protein of 137 amino acids. The record is from RefSeq and is a predicted model, not a curated record.
CGGGCGGAUAUCCGGACCGUGACAAUGAAGGGGUAAAGGCAUUUUCCGUGAAAUCCGGCCCAAACUAGUAACGCUCAUUUUGCGCGUUUGCAGCAAGCGCCAAAACGUCGUGUACACAUCACGACCACCGAAAAAAUCACAGCUCCGGAGACGUCGCCAGUGACCAUGAUGGCAAGGGAUGUAGAGAAGAUGGUGGCGGUAGGCCUAGUCUGGGGCGCCACCAACGCCUUGAUGCGCCGUGGUGCGCUUCUAUGGGACCAAAGAUCCCACAAAUUGUCUUCCUCUUCACUGAACCCACCAAAGCUCCACCAAAGGCUUCUCUCUUCCGUUAAUGACUCGCUCAGUGUUCUCUUAUUUUGGCAGUACUCUGUCCCCUUCUUGCUCAAUCUCUCAGCAUCUGCUACUUUCUUCGCUCUAUUAAGCGAUUCACCGAUAUCACUGGCUGUUCCCGUUACCAACGCGACUACUUUUGCUGCUACAGCUUUGUUCGGGAUGCUUUUAGGGGAGGAGACCCGAAUUGGGUUCGCUUUGAUGGGUACGGGUUUUAUUGUGGUUGGUGUUUGGCUUUGCCUUACGUGAUUGUAUGAAAUGCUUCAUCUUCGCUUCAAUUUAGCACUUAAUUAGGUUUUGAAAUCAAUCUUGUUAUUUAUGUGCCUCUGUUUGGUUGAAUUUUGUUGCCUUUGGCCUAAUUAAGAUGGUAAAAGGGAUUUCUUGUUUGCUUCUGCUACUUAAUGCUUGUUAAAAUGAGAGCUUUGAAGAAACUGUGUUCUUGCUUAUUGAGCAAUUGGAUUGCAAGAAUAAUUUGAUGUCUAUAAUUUAUGCUAUUAACUAGUUUAUCAUAUGGAGUAA